Messenger RNA from Zygotorulaspora mrakii, 2088 nucleotides. It is a transcript of the gene ATM1, whose product is annotated as ATP-binding cassette Fe/S cluster precursor transporter ATM1. Gene Ontology annotation, biological process: transmembrane transport; intracellular iron ion homeostasis. Gene Ontology annotation, molecular function: ABC-type transporter activity; ATP hydrolysis activity; ATP binding. The record is from RefSeq and is a predicted model, not a curated record. The transcript has a single exon. The coding region runs from base 1 to 2088 and encodes 695 amino acids. Gene Ontology annotation, cellular component: mitochondrial inner membrane. NCBI's taxonomy places the organism in Eukaryota, Fungi, Ascomycota, Saccharomycetes, Saccharomycetales, Saccharomycetaceae.
AUGCUACGGGUGGGUCAUCCCCUUUUAAGAGAGCCGCUAAUUUUUGUACCGCACCGAUUAAUAGGGAGAGGACCACUCAAACUUAAGGUAGCUUUCUUUUCCUCUGCCAGGACUUUGAACCUUUCCAAAAAAAACGGUUACUUAUUACAGAAAUCUAAAGGAAAUCUUGUGAGCAAAUCUAUCGAUCAAACGAAAGUGCUUUCAUCGAAACCUAAGGCAGACAAAUCCGGGUCCCGAGCGCCAACCAUCUCAGAGUUGAAGAUUCUAAAGAACCUUUUCCAUUAUAUCUGGCCAAGGGGUAACUCGAAAGUCAAGUCGAGAGUCAUAUUUGCUAUAGCUCUUCUGAUAAGUGCAAAAUUAUUGAAUGUGCAAGUGCCAUUUUUUUUCAAACAAACAGUUGACUCUAUGAACGUUGAUUGGUCUGAUGCCACGGUUGCUUUACCGGCAGCAAUUGGGUUGACUGUUGUUUCUUAUGGUGCUGCCAGAUUCGGGGCAGUUUUAUUUGGUGAGCUAAGAAAUGCUGUCUUUGCUCGUGUGGCUCAGAAUGCUAUCAGAACUGUUUCUUUAGAAACUUUUAAACAUUUAAUGAAACUCGAUCUUGGUUGGCAUUUGAGCAGACAAACGGGAGGAUUAACCAGAGCAAUGGACAGAGGUACUAAAGGUAUCUCUUACGUCCUACAAGCGAUGGUGUUUCAUAUUAUUCCCAUCGCAUUUGAGAUAUCAGUGGUUUGCGGAAUUUUGACAUAUCAAUUCGGGGCUUCCUUUGCUGGUAUAACUUUCACUACAAUGUUAUUAUACUGUAUUUUUACAUUCAAGACGACGGCCUGGAGAACAGAAUUCAGACGGGAGGCUAAUAGAGCAGAUAACAAGGGUGCAAGUGUAGCACUCGAUUCUUUGAUAAAUUUUGAGGCUGUAAAAUAUUUUAAUAACGAGAAUUAUCUUGCCAAUAAGUAUCAUGAUUCUUUGCUGAAAUAUCGAGACUCGCAGAUUAAAGUUGCUCAGUCGCUAGCCUUUUUGAAUUCAGGUCAGAAUUUGAUAUUCACGUCUGCUUUAACUGCAAUGAUGUACAUGGGAUGCACCGGUGUCAUUGGUGGAGAUUUAACCGUAGGUGACCUAGUAUUGAUCAACCAGUUGGUUUUUCAACUCUCAGUGCCACUGAACUUUUUGGGCAGUGUGUACCGUGAACUGAAACAGUCAUUGAUCGAUAUGGAGUCUCUAUUCAAACUAAGAGAAAAUCCUAUAAGAAUAAAAAAUGUUGAAAGACCACUAAUGUUGCCUGCGGGCAAAGGCCCGUUAGAGAUCAGAUUUGAAAACGUCACAUUUGGAUACGAUACCAAGAGAAAGAUCCUCAGGAAUGCAUCAUUUGUACUACCCGGAGGUUUGAAAACUGCUAUUGUUGGCCCAUCUGGCAGUGGCAAGUCUACCAUAUUGAAGUUGGUUUUCCGCUUUUACGAUCCAGAACAAGGAAGGAUACUAAUAAAUGGUACAGAUAUCCGAGAAUACGAUAUUGAUUCUUUAAGACGCGUGAUGGGUGUGGUACCACAAGAUACUCCACUGUUUAACGAUACUAUUUGGGAGAACGUCAGGUUUGGGCGGAUCGAUGCUACGGACAAGGAAGUCACCGAAGCAAUUGAAAAAGCGCAAUUGAGUGGUUUAAUGCACAAGCUACCGGCGGGAUCAAAUACAAUUGUCGGCGAAAGAGGCCUGAUGAUCAGCGGCGGAGAAAAGCAAAGACUAGCAAUUGCAAGAGUACUUCUUAAAAAUGCCGACAUAAUGUUUUUUGACGAAGCCACAAGUGCCCUAGACACCCACACCGAGCAGUCGCUUCUUAAGACUAUAAGGAACAAUUUCGACAAAAAUUCAAAAACGAGUAUCUAUAUCGCUCACAGACUGCGGACUAUUGCAGACGCCGACAAAAUCAUCGUGCUCGAAGACGGUUCUGUCAAAGAAGAAGGAAAGCAUUCAGAACUCUUAGGGAAACCAGAUUCUCUUUACAGAGAGCUUUGGAACAUCCAAGAAAAUCUCGACAUGUUAGCAGAAGAAAUUAAGGAGGAAGAGAGCCAGGAGAGCCAUCUUGGAAAAGAUUAG